Molecule: messenger RNA, 879 nt
Organism: Aspergillus niger
Lineage: Eukaryota; Fungi; Ascomycota; Eurotiomycetes; Eurotiales; Aspergillaceae
Exons: 1
Coding region: 1-879 (292 amino acids)
Source: RefSeq, a predicted model, not a curated record
AUGCGCUCCUCAACCCGCCUGAUUCUCCUCACCACACCCCCCCCCAUCCUAACCUACACCACCCAUCGCUACCUCUCCACCCUCGAAGCCAAAUAUCCCCCCAUCGACCCAACCACCACCACAAGCCUCGCUCUCCGCACCCCCAGCAAUCUAACAACCCAACACUGUCCCGAAGUCGACGUCUACGAAGCCAGACACAUACCCGUGAAAUCGCUACUAAAGCGAUACUCUACUCUUCUCCAAUCUCAGCACACCGAAACCCAUGACUUUAAGAAUUCGAAUAAAGCAACCCUAACAAACGCCUGGAUCCUCACCUUCCUCAACACCCGUCCGUUGAUAGUCGAAGGCAGCAUCAUCGGCUUAAUCAAAAACAAAUCCUACAACCCGGGGGAUACGGGCCUCACUGACCCGGAGUUCAUCACUGCACCCACGAACACAUCUACAUACAUUUCCAGAUUCGCAUCCAUCUUCACCACCCCGAAACCCCAAGGUUCAGACCACACAAUAGAAAGAGCAAAAGGAGGGGGCCGCCCCCUCCUGAAUUCUGCCCUCACAGUCCAAGCAUCCUCCCCCACAACAGGCCUCCUCGUAUCAUGGCACAUGCCCGAUGAACCGCGCCUCUUCUUCGAGAAAAUAGCCCGCUGGGGAUACCCGUGGCGACUGAUGAGCGGGGGCCGACACGAGAUCAACAUCUCGGAGGUGUAUAUGUACCAGGGGGAGGAAGUAGUAGAUGUACGGUUCGCGUCAGCGCAUGAUUAUGAGGUAGUGGGUGAUGAAGAACAGAAGCAGAAGAUUGUUCCUGCUUGGGUGGGCAGGUUGCAUCGCGGGUAUGCGAGGGCGUUGGUGGAUUGGGCUGUGAGGGAUUUGGCCGAGGCUUGA